GCAGAAAACCACAUUACCCAAAAUGCAUCAAAACGGAUGACUGCAGCACGGAAGCUCAGAUAGUUUUCAGAGCUGUGACAAACAAGCUCAUUGAAUGCACAUCCCGCAAUGACAGAAGCGUCUGUGUAUCCUCCAUUUAGACUGGGCGAGUCUCGGUUUGAUCAGGGUUCGUUUUAUGGCAGAUUAAGACAUUUUUUGGAUGUUAUUGACCCUCGCACACUCUUUGUAUCGGAGAGACGUUUAUGUGAAUGUAUAAAACUUUUGGAUCAGUUCAAAAAUGGAUCUUUGCCUCCGGGUGUUACUAAUGCCCAGCUUUGGGAUGCUCAAAAGGUUAAACAGGCCAUCAUCCAUCCAGACACAGGAGAGAAGAUCCCCAUGCCCUUUCGCAUGUCAGGUUUUGUGCCUUUUGGUACACCAGUGGUAGUGGGCCUCCUUUUGCCCAAUCAGACUUUGGCUUCCACCAUCUUCUGGCAGGGGCUGAACCAGAGUCACAACGCCUGUGUCAAUUAUUGCAACCGCAAUGCCUCUAAGCCCACACCAAUGUCAACGUUUUUUCAAGGAUACCUCGGUGCCGUCAGCAGUGCAGUUACUAUUGCAGUGGGGCUAAAUAUUCUUAUUAAGAGAGCUGAGCAUUUCAGUCCAACGACAAAACUUCUGGUCCAGAGGUUCAUCCCCUUCCCUGCUGUCGCAAGUGCCAAUGUAUGUAAUGUUGUGCUGAUGCGCCACACUGAGCUGUCAGAGGGCAUCAGUGUCCUGGAUGACAAAGGCAAUGUCGUGGGCACCUCGAAACUUGCUGCAAGGCAUGCUUUGAUGGAGACGGCCCUGACACGUGUUGUACUUCCCAUGCCUAUUCUCCUAUUGCCACCUUUAAUAAUGGCAAUGCUGGAAAGGAUUGUCUGUGUGUUAACUGCAGUACAGGGUGAGUUGUCUUCUGCUAUGCUGCCUGUCAGCUCACCCUCACUGGCUUUCAAUGGAGCAAGAAGAGAGGUGCAGGCUCCCCCUGCUGCAGAAGCAUCCCCGUCUCGUGCUGCCCGUUCACAGCAUGGUGUGUCUGUCCGCCUUCGGUGCGGCUCUGCCCGUCGCCAUAAGUUUAUUCCCUCAAAACACUCAGAUCCACGUGUCAGAACUAGAGCCAGAAAUCUCUGCUGCAACAGACUGCAAGAUCCUCACCUACAACAAGGGUCUUUAACCCAUCAAAAUGCCUAACACCUGGUAACUAAUACCUUUACCCCUCAUGGUAAAACUCAAAUUUUAAAAGAAAAUAACAGUGCUAUUACAAUAUUUGAUGCACACCAAUACCAGGGGCUUAUAAAAGUAAUGGUUUGAUUAUAACGUCUCAUUGGAUUGUUCAUGCUGUGUGUGAAAUGUGAAUUCUCUCUCAGCCACAUACAGAGACAGACUCACACCGGUGCUAAUCAUUGCUUUCAUUCUCUUUGCCUGCACUUGAACAUGGAAGUGGUAAAAUACACUGUAGGAUUUUGGGAUAUUUAUAGCAAUGAACAAUGAAAUCUGAUUUUUUUUAUUUGACUGUGAUGUAUUUAAUACAUAACCUGCCAUGGGCCUGAAACAAACCAAAUAACCUUUCAAAUGAAACACUAUUUUGCAGUUUUUUACAUUUAAGUAUACAAAUGUACACCCAGUUAAAGAUGAUUUACUGUUUCUAUAUAAAAUCAUCUUACUUAAUGUAAAAAAAAGAUUUUGUGAAAAUAUAACCUUGAUAUACGGUUAUGUGAAAUAUUGAAAUCAAUAAGUGAAAUUAAACUUUGAUGCUGCUAAUCUCAUAAUUAGAUUGAGACUUUAGUCUUGAUUUCACAGGUUUUUCAAAUGGUCUCUUACGGUGUAAAAAAUCCUGUAAAAUAAAAUUAUAUUACUGUAUAAUAACAUGUAUUACUGGAAGCUGGUUGCCAGUAACUUACUGUAGAUUUUACAUUUAUGUUAUUUACUGCCAACUGUUUGUUCAAAGUUAAAUGAACAUGAAACAUUUUCAGUCUUUAUCUUCUACAGUAAGUUACUGCCAACCAGCUGCAUAAUUACAGCUUAUUUUUUUACAGUGAUACGUUUGAUAUUUAUUACCAAUUUAACAAGUAAAACAAAAAGUAAAAGUAUUAUCAAAAUUUUAAAUAAUUGGGAAUAAUUCUAUUAAAAAUAUACAUUUAAUUUCAAGUUGAAGAGUUCCAAAACGCAAUAAAUCCAUUUUGACUAAUUUGGGUAAAAACGUGUUUUCUAUACCAAGAACGUGACAAGAUGAAAACCACUAUUUUCUGUUACAAAGUUUCACAUAGCAUCUUUAGGUUAUAAAAACAUAAAAAUUUAAAUCCAUAACUUGAUUUUCAAAGAUUUAUUAUAAAAACUAAUUAUUUUUUCACAAAAUGCAAUAAAUCUAUGACAAGUUUUUUUCCCAAAUGCUAGAAAUCUAUCGAAUCAAUAGCCUAUAUAAAUGUGCAUUCAUCUGUUAUAUUCAUUUAGUUGAACAGUGAGCGGAUUUAAUGCAUUCUGCAGAAAAGGAGGAGUGGCGUUUAUUGCGUUUUGGGAAAAAAGGGAGAAAAGAAUAACAGAAUAACACAACAGAUAUUGUAUUUUGCAUAAAAUUAAGAAUUUACUUUUAAAUACUGACCUGAUAUAAUACUGAUUUUGGCAUUAACUCAUUUUUUUUAAAUGUCGUUUAUCACGUUUUGGAACCAAACUCUUCAUAAUAAGUCUAUAUUAGGUGUACACAAAACAAUUCUGGGUUAUUUUCAUCCCACAACUGGAUCAAAAAUAGACAAACCCAACCCACCGGGUUGUAAUUUAACCUAUGCUGGUUUGUUUGAGCACAAAAUGCUGGUAUGUUUUAACCCAUUGUUGGGUCAAAUAUGAAAAUUUUCUGGGUUAAUUUAACCCAACGGCUGGAUUUGUACCAUUUUGAUCUAAUGCCGAGUUAAGCGUUUUUAACAAAUUAUUAAAAUAUGUAAAGAUGGUUUCAGCAGUAUUGGCUUUCGUGGAAAAACAUUUUUCCUUGCAUACUAAUAAACAGAAAUAAAACACAUAAAAAAUAUGACAAAAUCAAGUGCUUUCAUCUUUUUUUUAGUUGAAGAACACACAAAUCCUUAAAUACAGUCAUGGUUAAUGAACAGAAACACUUUGUACAAAAGUCUACGAUUCUUGGUUUACUUUCUUCUUUUUCCAUCCAUUUGUUUGUUUACCAUUAAACGAUUCUAUCUCUGCUUA
Molecule: messenger RNA, 3207 nt
Organism: Misgurnus anguillicaudatus (oriental weatherfish)
Lineage: Eukaryota; Metazoa; Chordata; Actinopteri; Cypriniformes; Cobitidae
Source: RefSeq, a predicted model, not a curated record